CGACCGCCGGAGCCUUGCAGCCGGGAGCCUCCCGCCCCGCCGCCGAGGUUCCUGCCUGAAUACCAGCUUGCCACCUCCAACCCCAGCCCCCCACCACUAUGCACUCCUUGGACGAGCCGCUUGACCUGAAGCUGAGCAUCACCAAGCUCCGGGCGGCGAGAGAAAAGCGGGAGAGGACGCUGAGUGUGGUCCGGCACCGAGCUCUGCACAGGGAGCUUGGCCUGGUGGACGAUAGCCCCACUCCAUGCUCCCCGGGCUCCCCGCCCUCAGGCUUCCUACUGAACCCCAAGUUCCCUGAGAAGGUGGAGGGACGCUUUUCAGCGGCCCCACUUGUAGACCUCAGCUUGUCACCAUCAUCGGGACUGGACUCCCCCAAUGGCAGCAGCUCGCUGUCCCCCGAGCGCCAAGGCAACGGUGACCUGCCCACAGUCCCUACUGCCCCGGAUUUCCAGCCGCUGCGCUACCUGGACAGUGUCCCCAGCUCCUUCCAGUUCUUCCUGCCUCUGGGCUCGGGGGGAGCCCUGCAUCUGCCUGCUUCCUCCUUCCUCACCCCCCCGAAGGACAAGUGCCUCUCGCCAGAGCUACCCCUGCCCAAGCAGCUGGUUUGUCGUUGGGCCAAGUGUAACCAGCUCUUCGAGCUCCUGCAAGAUUUGGUGGAUCAUGUUAAUGAUUACCAUGUCAAGCCAGAGAAGGAUGCGGGGUACUGCUGCCACUGGGAAGGCUGCGCCCGUCACGGUCGAGGCUUCAAUGCCAGGUACAAGAUGCUCAUCCAUAUCCGCACACACACCAAUGAGAAGCCGCACCGCUGCCCCACCUGUAGCAAGAGCUUCUCCCGCCUGGAGAACCUGAAAAUCCACAACCGGUCACAUACAGGUGAGAAACCCUACGUCUGCCCAUAUGAGGGCUGCAACAAGCGCUACUCCAACUCAAGUGACCGCUUCAAGCACACUCGAACCCACUACGUGGACAAGCCCUACUACUGCAAGAUGCCUGGCUGCCACAAGCGCUACACGGACCCCAGCUCGCUGCGCAAGCACAUCAAGGCCCAUGGCCACUUCGUGUCCCAUGAGCAGCAGGAGCUCCUACAACUGCGCCCACCCCCCAAACCACCACUGCCUGCCCCCGACGGCAGCCCCUAUGUCAGUGGGGCCCAGAUCAUUAUCCCCAACCCAGCUGCCCUCUUCGGAGGCCCUGGCCUGCCCGGCCUGCCCCUGCCUCUGGCCCCCGGCCCCCUUGACCUCAGUGCCCUGGCCUGUGGCAAUGGUGGGGGUGGGGGGAGUGGGGCGGGCAUGGGCCAUGAGCUGCCAGGCCCUGUCCUGCCCCUCAAUCUGGCCAAGAACCCACUGAUGCCCUCACCCUUUGGGGUUGGUGGACUGGGCCUGCCUGUGGUCUCCCUCCUGGCUGGCUCCACGGGUGGCAAGGCCGAGGGGGAGAAGGGGCGUGGGGCAGUGCCAGUCAGGGCCCUUGGCCUGGAGGGCCGCAAGACCCCCCUGGAAAGGACUGAGAGUGGCCGCUCCCGGCCCAGCCCAGAAGGACUCCCCCUGCUGCCAGGCACCGUGCUGGACCUGUCCACAGGCGUCAAUUCGGCGGCCAGCAGCCCAGAGGCCCUGGCCCCUGGCUGGGUGGUCAUCCCGCCUGGCUCAGUGCUGCUCAAACCAGCUGUGGUGAAUUGAACUCAUCCCAGGGACGACGACCCGAAGCUCCCAGCCCUGCCCCGACGAACGGAAACUUUUCUGCGAAAUAGCAAUAAUGUCCUGCCCCCAGGGCCUGGUUGGCUGUGUUCCCCUGGCAGCCCCAGCCCCAGCCCCAGACAAGCUGGGUGGCAAGGAUGGUGCUAGGUCAUUGCUGGUGUCCCAGGCUCCCAAAGGAGGAACUGCCUACUCGCCAGAGAGACCUGAGCCCCUGAGUGCUGAGGCCUUGCUCACCUCUGGCCCUCAGUCUCCUGGCCCUGUCCUCCACCCUGGUGCCUCCCUCACCCAGUGGCCAACCUGGACAGGUCACCCUCCCUCCCUACCUUGUCACUUGCCAGCCACAUCCCAGCAGUGGGGGCAGGUGGGGUGGCAUCUGCCCCCUCUGCUGGCCCAGGGCUUCCGCACCCCUUCAUGUGGUAAGCUGUGACGAGGAGCCCAGGAUUGAGGCCCCUACCCAUCCUGCCUGAUUUCACCAGGCUCCCGCUCGGGGGCUCCUUGGACCCCUUUCCCUCUGGCCCACCCUCCAGAGGGAGAGAAGACAGACGCAGGCCCCUGCAAAGCCACAGGAAGAGCCACCUUAUCCUUAUGACAAGGUGCCUCCUGCUCAGAGAGGGAGGCCUGCUCGGCCCACUGCCCCUCAUCACCUACCGACCUACCCGAAGCAGCCCCUCUCUGGUUUGGACGGUGCUCUCUGAAACGAGGGAACAGCUGACCACUCAGCUGCCUCUUUACCACUGGCCUCCCCCCUCCACCUUGUAGGGAGCCUUGGGGUGUGGGGAAGGGAGGUGCCAGGACCUCGGGCAGGCCUGGCUCAGGGAACAGGUGGGGUGGGCCUGGCCUGGGCAGUGUCCCUCUUGCACUUGGGGCUGCAGACACCUGCAGGCUGAUAGGAGGCUGGAAGCUGGCUGGGGAUGACCCCACCUUGGGACAGUUCUCAUUCUGGGGUGCCAAGUCACAGCCAGCACACAGGUAAGGGAGGGCUACAGGCCAGUGCUGGGCACAGGAGCUUUCCAGAGGCCAUGGACUGAGGCCUUGGGCUUGGGGGGUGGUGAAGCAGUCAAGACUGCCUAUGGGAGGCCCAGUCCCUCCACCUGGGAGGGGGAAGUUGGUGGAAGCCUGGACUUAAGAUAUGCUGUUUCCUCUGGCUUCUUCCAUCUGAGCCUCUGUCCUAGACUUUUUUUUUUUUAAAUCCCAGGGGCCAGAAUAAGCCAAGG
Messenger RNA from Myotis lucifugus (little brown bat), 2905 nucleotides. It is a transcript of the gene GLIS2, whose product is annotated as GLIS family zinc finger 2. The coding region runs from base 99 to 1673 and encodes 524 amino acids. The record is from RefSeq and is a predicted model, not a curated record. NCBI's taxonomy places the organism in Eukaryota, Metazoa, Chordata, Mammalia, Chiroptera, Vespertilionidae. Gene Ontology annotation, molecular function: RNA polymerase II cis-regulatory region sequence-specific DNA binding; DNA-binding transcription factor activity, RNA polymerase II-specific. Gene Ontology annotation, biological process: smoothened signaling pathway; regulation of transcription by RNA polymerase II. Gene Ontology annotation, cellular component: nucleus. The transcript has 7 exons.